Molecule: messenger RNA, 1213 nt
Organism: Saprolegnia parasitica CBS 223.65
Lineage: Eukaryota; Oomycota; Saprolegniomycetes; Saprolegniales; Saprolegniaceae
Exons: 1
Coding region: 7-1083 (358 amino acids)
Source: RefSeq, a predicted model, not a curated record
AGCAAGAUGGAGUCGCGGGACACGCUCUUGGCCGCCACGCCGCCGUCCAGCAACAGCAGUGACGCCAAGGUACCUGCUUCGACUCGUCACGUGCGCCGGCAGCAAGAGGAGCUGGCGUACCUCAGAGACAAGAUCACCGAGCUCCACAGCGUGCUCGAGGUGCUCAUGCUGGACAAGGAAGUCGAAGAGGCCGUGCGCCCGCCGGGCCAGUGGAAGCAGCUUGCACAAAACGAGCGCAAGCGACAGCACGAUGCACUCGCCGAAAACGAGCGCUUGAAGGCCGCAGUGCAGGAGCAAGUCCACUUUGCCGAGUCGCUCGCCUCGCUCCUCCGGAAGAAGCCGCGGCUCUGUCUCUUCCCGACCGACCCCCGCGACCAGUGGCGCGAGCUGCACUUGGUGCGCGAGCCGAGCGCGCGACGAGACGCCUUCCAUGCGAUCGUCGACCGUGAGUACAAGCUCCUCAACAGCGCGUUCAUCGAGGCCGGGCUCAUCGAGUCGGCGGCGCAAGCGCCGAGCCACGAGCCCCGUUUGCACAACCACACGCUCGAAAUCCAAUCCAAGUACGCCGUGGCGCUGCCGCUGCCUGGCGCCGCCGACGUGAGCGCGCAUCUCGCGCUCGUCUCUGCGACGCUAUGGGACGUGCUCCGGGGUGCGGUCACGAUUCCAACACGCAGCAAGACGCGUGUGCUCCUCGACCAAGUCGACGACAGCGUGUCGUACUCGAUGAACACUAAACCGUACCGACUCGGGACGACCCAGCGCCGGAUGAUCUACAAGCUCUACAAGGAGACGACCCGGAGCGUCGUCGUCGGGCGCAGCAUCGAAGGCGACGAGCUGUAUCCGAUCACGACCGACUGCGACGUCUCGAAGGAGGUCAUGUGGUGCACAAUCGAGCCGACUCCGAAUGCAAUUUUGCUCAAGUACUUUCACAAGACACAGCCGUUCCGGGCAAACGACGGCGAAAUGUCGCCGCGCCUCAUUAGCGAGUACCUCGUCGAUAUCCACGGCACGUUUAGCGACGCGACCGAGGUCAUUAAGCACGAGGUCCAAGAUCGCGUUGCGUUAAGGAGUCGUAUUCAGUGAACCUCUGGCGCCAUCGAGACGCCAGUUGUGCGACCUACAGUGUAGUAGCGGCGAGAUGGUGUUUGACUAAUCUAAUGGGUGCGUCGGAGACGGUUAUGCACGCCAACAACGACGUCAUAACAACCAUGGA